GAAACCUCACAGCUAACUUCCCAUAGACUUCACACACUUAAUACUCGGCAUUGUGAUGAUCACAGAAGCCAAGGCCUCCUAAAAGAAGACAGCUCACAUUUGCCUGCCUGCUCCCAGCUUUUUAUCUUUCUCUUGACCACUCAGAACUUCAGUCUUCCUGCUAUUGCCUUCCAGCAUCAUGGAGAAAGUCCAAUACCUCACUCGUUCUGCUAUCAGGAGAGCCUCAACUAUUGAAAUGCCUCAGCAAGCACGGCAAAAUCUCCAGAAUCUUUUUAUCAAUUUUUGUCUCAUCUUGAUCUGUCUCCUGCUGAUCUGCAUCAUUGUGAUGCUUCUAUGAAGUGUGGCUGCCACCUCCAGAUCUGUGACAUGCCAGCUCAGCUUCAAACCUAGAACCUCCUCAUGGGGGGAAAUACAGCCUGCUCCCUGCCUAGAAUGUCUUUGUGAAGGUCAAGAUGAGGGGUGAAACUAACCUUUAGCCAAUGUAUUCAUCUGGAUCUUGUAAACAAACUUUACAAUGACUAAGUGUGCAUAAUGAAGCUGCCGA
Arvicola amphibius (Eurasian water vole) is the source of this 544-nucleotide messenger RNA. It is a transcript of the gene Pln, whose product is annotated as phospholamban. Bases 179 to 337 code for a protein of 52 amino acids. Gene Ontology annotation, biological process: negative regulation of calcium ion import into sarcoplasmic reticulum; negative regulation of heart rate; negative regulation of ATPase-coupled calcium transmembrane transporter activity. Gene Ontology annotation, molecular function: ATPase inhibitor activity. Gene Ontology annotation, cellular component: sarcoplasmic reticulum; membrane. The record is from RefSeq and is a predicted model, not a curated record. The transcript is spliced from 2 exons. Lineage: Eukaryota; Metazoa; Chordata; Mammalia; Rodentia; Cricetidae.